This is a messenger RNA of Lates calcarifer (barramundi perch), 5304 nucleotides long. RefSeq names its product HECT and RLD domain containing E3 ubiquitin protein ligase 3 (gene herc3). The transcript is spliced from 25 exons. Lineage: Eukaryota; Metazoa; Chordata; Actinopteri; Centropomidae. Bases 247 to 3393 code for a protein of 1048 amino acids. The record is from RefSeq and is a predicted model, not a curated record. Gene Ontology annotation, molecular function: ubiquitin-protein transferase activity.
ACAGAAACGGACCAAUUACACGCGCCUCCUGCCUGCGACGCUCAGUGACGUUGGCAGCGUUGGCACUUCCGCGUUUGUAUUCUGAGCUGAACCGAAACCAGACGCCCAAUUUCAGGAUGCAUCUGUCCAGAGUUGGAAUUUACAUGAAGAGGAGAAAGCGAGGUCAGGCCUGAACAUUACUGUCUUCCUCCUCCUGGCCGUCCCUCUGUCUGACUCCUCAGAUCGGUGCUCACCCCCACCACCAUCAUGCUGUGCUGGGGGAAUGCAAAGGACGGACAGCUGGGUGUUGGUGUGGAGAGGAACCCGGUGUUUGAGCCGAGGAACUGUCACGUGUUCAGUGGUAGAGGUCUGAAAGAGAUCGCCUGUGGAGGCCAACACUCUCUCUUCCUGCUGCAUGAUGGCAGUGUGUACACCUGUGGCUCUAACAGCUGUGGACAGCUGGGCCACGACAAACCAGGGACUUCCCCAGAACUAGUUGGAGCUCUGGACACUCAGAAGAUAACGAUGGUGUCAAGUGGUCGGGCCCAUUCAAUGGCAGUAAAUGAGCAGGGUCAGGUCUUCGCCUGGGGAGCUGGUGAAGGGGGUCAGCUCGGCCUGGGGACCGCAGAGGUGGCUGUUCGAAUCCCAAGGUUGGUCAAAAGACUGUGUGACCAUCGCAUCUCCCAAGUAAUGUGUGGCAAUCAGCACUGCAUCGCACUUUCCAGAGACGGUCAGCUGUUCACCUGGGGUCAGAACACCAGCGGUCAGCUUGGUCUGGGGAAAGGAGAGCCCAGCAAACUGUUCCCUCAUCCCCUCAAGUCUCUGGCAGGAAUCCCUCUGGCUCAGAUCACGGCCGGGGGAGACCACAGCUUCGCCCUCUCCCUGUCUGGAGCUGUGUUUGGCUGGGGAAAAAACAGAGCAGGACAACUGGGUCUCAACGAUAAACAAGAUCGUGCUGUUCCCUGCCACAUCAAGUUUUUGAGAUCACAGAAAGUUGUUUACAUCAGCUGUGGAGAUGAACAUACAGCAGCACUCACUAAGGAUGGAGGUCUGUUUACGUUCGGAGACGGCUCGUGGGGUCAGCUGGGUCACGGCUCCACCAAUAAUGAACUUUUACCCAGACGAGUGCUGGAGCUGAUGGGUACUGAGGUGUCCCAGAUCACCUGCGGCAGACACCACACGCUGGCGUUCGUGCCGUCCUCUGGUCUGGUGUACGCCUUUGGUUGUAACAGUCAUGGUCAGCUCGGCACGGGUAUACUCGGCGACGCUAGAAGCCCAUUUCCUGUAAAGACCAGUUUACUGACUGGACAUUUCCAUAGAACAGAAUCAAAACAAUAUAUUGUGACCAAAAUCAUCUGUGGAGGAGACCACAGUUUCUUAUUGUAUUCUAAUGAACAGAGCUCAGUCCCUCCAGAGGACUUCAGAGUGAUUAACAUCAGUAAAAGUCUCUCCCCAAUCAAUUAUGAAAGGUUAAAUUCAUGGAGAUUAAAGCUGAUGUACAGCACAGACUCUACUGUCACAAAUGACAUUAUUGUUCAGCUCUCCUCCACGGCUUGUUGGAACGCCAGCUUCUUGGACCAAAGUGAUGAUACACACUUCAAAACCAACCCAAAGAUCCCAGGCAUCGAUCUCAACUCUGUCAGACUGCUGUUUGAGACGCUCAGUAAACCGGCCUUCUCUGGACUCCUGGAGCAGGCCACAAAGAGUUUUGAGAGCCUGUUGAUCCCUCAGCUGCCGCACUCUCCUCCUGACGUCGAGGCCAUGAGGAUCUACCUCAUCCUGUCCGAGUACCCGGCCCUGCAGGACUCCAAGAACUACAUCCGCCUCACCAUCCCCCUGGCCAUGGCCAUCCUCCGACUAGACGCCAACCCCAGCAAAGUAUUGGAUAACUGGUGGUGUUUUGUGGAUGGCGGUGUGUUCACCAGGAUGGUCGACAUGUACAAGAGCAUCGUCGUCUUUAUGCUAACGGGAGGAAAGACGCUGCUCGUGCCAGUUUUCUACGAGAACUAUUUUCUCGCCACGCUGCGGCUGCUGGAGAAACUCCACAAGGUAAAUUUAAAGGCCCACCACGUGGAGUACAACCGCUUCUAUAUCCCUGACAUCACCAGCCUGGUGGACAUCCAGGAAGACUACCUCAAAUGGUUUCUGAGUAAAGCUGAGAUUAAAAUGGGAUCAUCUCCUUCACAGAGUGACUUUCCCUCAGUGAACCUAUGUGCCUACCCGUUCAUCCUGAACGCCCAAGCCAAGACAACCAUGCUGCAAACAGAUGCUGAGCUGCAGAUGCAGAUGGCAGUGAGCGGUGCAAACCUCCACAACGUCUUCAUGCUGCUCACUCUGGAACCUCACCUGGCCAGGAACCCUUACCUGGUGCUCCACGUGCGCAGGGACCAUUUAGUGAGCGACACUCUGCGUGAGCUGACCAUGUACUCUGACGUGGACCUGAAGAAACCUCUGAAGGUGAUCUUUGAUGGAGAAGAAGCCGUGGACGCAGGUGGAGUAACUAAAGAGUUCUUCCUGCUGCUGUUAAAGGAGCUGAUGGAUCCUGUUUAUGGGAUGUUCACUCAUUACAAAGAGUCCAACCUGCUCUGGUUCUCUGACAAAUGUUUUGUGGAGCAGAACUGGUUUCACCUGAUCGGGAUCAUCUGUGGUCUGGCCAUCUAUAACUCCACAGUGGUGGACCUUCACUUCCCUCUGGCUCUCUACAAGAAGCUGCUGGAUGUGUCACCGAUGCUGGAGGACUUCAAAGAGCUCUCCCCCACCGAGGCCAGGAGUUUACAGCAGCUUCUGGACUAUGAAGGAGCAGACGUGGAGGAGACUUUUCUUCUCAACUUUGCAAUCACCAGGGAGAACUACGGGAUGACAGAGGUGAAGGAGCUGAUUCCUGGAGGAGAGAGCAUCAGCGUGGAUAAAAACAACAGGAAGGAGUUUGUGGAGGCUUACCUGCGUUACGUGUUCUCAGACUCGGUGAGUGAACAGUACUCGGCCUUCUCCUCUGGUUUCCUGAAGGUGUGCGGGGGGGAGAUCCUGUCUCUGUUCCAGCCCUCGGAGCUCAUGGCCAUGGUGGUCGGCAACAACAACUACAACUGGGAGGAGAUGGAGAAGAAUGCCGUUUACAAAGGGGAAUACACAGCCACUCAUCCAACAGUCAGACUGUUCUGGGAGGUUUUCCAUGAGUUCCCUCUGGAAAAGAAGAAGCAGUUCUUAUUGUUCCUGACUGGCAGUGACCGAAUCCCCAUCCACGGCAUGGAGAGUCUGAGGAUCAUCAUCCAGUCCACCACGGCUGAGGAGCACUAUCUGCCUGUGGCCCACACCUGCUACAACCUGUUGGACAUGCCCCGAUACCAGACCAAAGAGAUCCUGCGCCGCCGCCUCACCCAGGCUGUUGAGCAGUACGAGGGCUUCAGCCUGGUCUGAGGAGGGAGGAGGGGGGUCUGAGGAGAAGGGGGUGUCUGAGGAGGUCUGAACGCACUUUAGCAGCAAUACACACACGUUGGUGUCGGAGGAGGGGGGUCACUCUCUUUCUACGAGCUUACUUGAUUGUUAAGCAUCUUGAAUCUGAAGGUCUAUCUCUGUACAUGCAAAGUAUUACUGUAUUAUUGCUUUGGACAAAGUUUCUCAGCCUUUUUGUUUGUUUAAAAUAAAUCACAGUCUGAAAACAGAAAACUGAUGGACUCUGUGUUGAAUUCAUAUGACGACUGAUCAUUACAACUUUAGGACCUAAAAAUCAAAGACCAGAGGAGGCUGAGAAACUUUGAGUAGUUUCAGUUUGUCUUUUUGUUUUGCAGAGCUGUGUAUUUUAUAUUCAACUCAUUAAAUUCUAUUUUUCACCUUUUAAGAAUUAUGUUACUUUGAGACAAUACAGUCUAUCUGCUUUUUGUUACUUUAAUUUAUUAAAUAGAGUGGUUAUUUUUGACAAAAUGUGUAUACAUGUGUGUAAAUAGCUCUUUGAAUAUAAUAUUAUACCCACAUUUUAGUGCUCAAUAAGCUGAUCCUUUUAACUCUGGACACCAGCAUGUCCUCGCUGCCUGGUCUAAACUGAAGAGAGAGGCAGACAGAGGCUGCAAGAGGAAACAUGGUGAAGAUUAUUUACAAUCCUCUGUUUUUGCUGUGGAUCACAGAGCAGCUGACUUUGUCCUGAACCUGCAUUCAACAGUGUUGCCUUCUACAGCAAAACCUACGACAUGGACAUGAGAAACUUUUAUUUUCAGUGGAUGUUGUCUGUGUGCAUGUUGUUGAGUGAAAGCUAAAACCUGACUGUCAAUGAAAAAUUCUACAUUUUGGGAAAUGUUCCUCAAAUCAGCCUCAUGGUGGAGAGUCCCAACGCCGCGUUCAGGCUCCAUAGGACUCCAGAGUAUUCAUGUGGCGCACUAGAUCAGUAGCCAAGAUUGCGUCCAGUACAUUUUCCUGAUUAUACUUAAGUUACAUUUUCAGUGCAGGAUUCUUGCUGGAGAAGUAGAAAAUUAUCGUUUCCUACACUUUGUUUUUUGUUGCUAUGUAACAUAUGUGCUGGCAGGCGGAUGUUGUUGUGUUUGGACGGAGCCAUGCUACCGUUUCCAGUCUUUCUGCUGCUAAGCUAACUCUCCACCACAAAGCAAAUGUGUUCAUUUCCCUAAAUGUCCUUUAAAACUAUUUAAUAUAAACAUUAAAAUGAAUAGUUGUAAUUAGCUGUUUCCAAGUUUCAGAUAAUUAAAUUGUGACAUUUGUGGCAGGACGACACAAUAAGUUCAUAGUUACCAGUGUGGGCAGAUUAAAUAUAUUAGAUAUACAUCAGCUAAAAAAAAAAAAACUGUAUCUGUCAUAUCAGUUGUUCUGAAACUUCUCCUGAUUCUGUAUUUAUCCCACAAACCUCUUUAAUCCAGAACAAUGUUUAAUUAGGUUGUGGACGUGUGUGAAAUGGUCUGCAUCUAUAUUUUUUAUAUAUUUCAUAACAUGAUGGUGUCAGAGACAGAGAAUGACCUGAUGUGUCCUGACAGCUCCCACGGACACAUCAUUGAGCAAUAACAACCUGAACAGCCGAGUAAUGUAGUUCUAACUCUGGCUCUUUCCUCUGAAGGUCUGAAACACUGAACUGAGACGUUUCUCAGAACAGUUCAUCUUAUUGCUUCGCUCUUCACUGCAUGUACACACUCCUCCUACAUCAGUAUCUGAUUAAAGCUCAGUUCUGCUGCAGAUUUUAAUCCUAUGCAACUGUUUGUGCAGCCCUCGACUUUUUUGCACCUUUUAAUGUGCUACAGAAAAAUGUCAUUUUUGCAUAUUUGUCUGAAAUCUACACAAAGCUCUGUGUUACAGCCAACUUUUUAAAUAAAACUAUACAGUGUAAAAACA